UGGAGGUAAUUGCAUGCUUUUCAUGCCUCUCCUAUCACUAGUUAAACGUUUGCUUCAAUCUUCUCUUUUCUAGCUUUCUUAAUUGCACUGUAUCUACUUGCAAGAAACAAAAGAUUGGAAAUUUCAUCACCAUUACAUAACCCCAUCUUUUUUGCCCAUGGGGAGGCCUCCUUGCUGUGAUAAAUCCAAUGUGAAAAGGGGUCUCUGGACUGCUGAGGAAGAUGCUAAGAUACUUGCUUAUGUAUCCAACCAUGGCAUUGGCAAUUGGACUUUGGUCCCUAAGAAAGCAGGGCUCAACAGAUGUGGGAAGAGCUGUAGGCUUAGAUGGACUAAUUACUUGAGGCCUGAUCUCAAGCAUGACAACUUCACCCCGCAAGAAGAAGAACUCAUUAUUAAUCUUCAUAAAGCUAUAGGUAGCAGGUGGUCAUUAAUUGCAAGGCAGCUUCCCGGAAGAACAGACAAUGAUGUGAAGAACUAUUGGAACACUAAGCUUAGGAAGAAGCUUUACAAGAUGGGAAUUGAUCCCGUAACUCAUAAACCCUUCUCUCAGAUUCUUUCUGAUUACGGUAACAUUAGAGGCAUAUCAAAUAACACAGGUAACGACUUUGCUUCUUUCAAUAAAAACUUUAACUCCAAUCUUACGUCCAAACCUGAACAACCAUCAUCUUCUGUCUUAACUGGACCUUCAAGUUCUAAUGUAAUCCUGACGCCUCCCAUAGAACAAGUUCAAGAAAACUCAUUCACUAAUAACAGCCGUUCCUGGGAAUUGCUGCCCCAGUUUCACGUCACCAACCAUGACAUUUUGCAACCACAUUUGAUUAAUGUGGUAAGCUCUUCUUGCUCAUCUUCAUCUUCAUCUUCCACUACUGUCACACAGUUAAACUCACCACAAUCCUAUACCUGCCAACAAUCUCAGACUCCAAUAACACACUCUUCUCCUAGUUUAUGGAGUGAGUUUCUCCUCAGUGAUCCUGGAAUGUCUCUGGACUUUCAGCAGCAGCAACAAGAGCAAGACUCUCAUGGGGCGUUGUCAUCAACCUCAACACAGAAUGAUAUAUCCCAUGACAAGUUCACUGGUGGGAAUGAGGAUUUUGGACCAUAUGAUCAUGGAAUAAUAAAUGGCAAUCAAACAAACAGCCAUGUUGAUGCAUAUUCAUCUUCUGCAAGUUCAUUUGUGGCUGGUAUCUUGGAUAAGGACAGAGAAAUGCGAUCACAAUUUCCUCAACUUUUAGAUCCUUCUUUUGAUUACUAAGAAUUUUCACCAGAGUACUGAUUUGAGAGAAUUAAUGAAAGAUUAAUUAAUUUUGACUUGCAGA
Messenger RNA from Hevea brasiliensis (rubber tree), 1316 nucleotides. RefSeq names its product transcription factor MYB35. The record is from RefSeq and is a predicted model, not a curated record. NCBI's taxonomy places the organism in Eukaryota, Viridiplantae, Streptophyta, Magnoliopsida, Malpighiales, Euphorbiaceae. Bases 158 to 1252 code for a protein of 364 amino acids. The transcript is spliced from 3 exons.